ACAGACGCAGGACAGUGGAGGGGGAAGACACAGCUACAAACGUAUAUUAGAGUUGAAGUAAGGAUGUAGAAGUUACUGUAUUUGACCACAAGUGUGUUAAGAUGUCAGAGGGAGUCUAUGAAAACUCAGAUGGAUUUGAAGACAACAAACCUAAUGCAAUGAAGAACACAGACAUUGAUGGCCAAUUAUACGGCAAUGUGGGAGCCUUCAAACCCAGUCCAAGAGUUGGAGUUGUUGCUUCAGAGCCUGACAGCUCAGGGAAGAGACCCUUCCUAGUUGCUGCUGUGUUUCUGGGGCUGCUGUGUGUUCUACUGGCUGGGAUCAUAGGCCUGUCUGUCUACUAUAACAGAGCCAUCAAAGACUCUGAAGAUAAAAGGAACACCUUGUUCCAGAGUUUCUCCCUUUAUGAAAUCAACGCAACUGAAGAGAGAGACCAGUUACAGACCCGAUACAACAACCUGACCAAAGAGAGAGACCAGCUACAGACCAGAUACAACAACCUGACUACAGAGAAAGACCAUAUUCAGGCAAAGCUUUUUGUGAUAGAGCAGCAUUGUCAGAAGGGAUGGAGAUACUUUGACUCCAGUUUGUACUUCCUCUCUACUGAGACUAAAACCUGGAAGGAGAGCAGACAGGACUGUCUGGAGAGAGUUGCAGACCUGGUGAUCAUAAACAGCAAUAAGGAACAGACAUUUCUCUUCAACCUCCACACGAGAGCCUGGAUUGGUCUGACUGACUCUGUUACUGAGGGGACCUGGAAGUGGGUGGACGGCACAACACUGACCACAGGGUACUGGAGGGCAGGACAGCCUGAUAAUGGUGGUCUGUUCUCUGGGCAGGAGGACUGUGUUGAGAUAUACUAUGGACAAGAUGACCCUGUAAAGACAUGGAAUGAUGACAAAUGUGGGACAAAUCAUAACUGGAUCUGUGAGAAAGCGGUGUGACAAUAACCUACUGUAACAAUCUCUCUCUGUCUUUCUCUCUCUCUCUCUCUCUCUCUCUCUCUCUCGUUGAUGGUGGAAUACAGUACUGAAUGGUUAAGUGAUGAAUCCACCUAGUGGUUAAAGUGAGAGAUGAACUCACCAUAGAAGUGAAAUAGUCAAUGACUUGUCUAUGAGCUGUUUUUCAAUUUUGCAUUACUUGAUUCCUCCUCACAUUCUCUCUCCCCUCCUUCUCAAAACACAUUGGAGAAUACAAUCCUAGUGGAGUAGGGGCCUUGGACCUUCUCCUCUAACAGGGUUGAAAGGAGGAGAAGAGAUAGGAGGAGAGGAAUCUAGGAAAGUCUAAUUGAGAUAGAGGAGGAAGAAGAAAAUUAAGAGAAUGUGUUUAGAUUUAGAGGAGAGUAUGUAGUCAUACUGUACUCUGUAAAAUUAUUCUUCAAUAUUUUUAUUAGAAACAUGUUAUGUGAUUUGCCAUAGGCUUAUGCUUAAUACAAAAAAGUGGGUCCAAUUAUUAACCUAUGUUUAUCAUUUUAAUAAUAAGAAUAACAAAGUCACAGAUUAAUAAAUAAAGGAAAAAUGUU
Molecule: messenger RNA, 1522 nt
Organism: Salmo salar (Atlantic salmon)
Lineage: Eukaryota; Metazoa; Chordata; Actinopteri; Salmoniformes; Salmonidae
Source: RefSeq, a predicted model, not a curated record